Trypanosoma cruzi is the source of this 2274-nucleotide messenger RNA. RefSeq names its product trans-sialidase, putative. Gene Ontology annotation, biological process: oligosaccharide catabolic process; ganglioside catabolic process. The record is from RefSeq and is a predicted model, not a curated record. The transcript has a single exon. Gene Ontology annotation, molecular function: exo-alpha-sialidase activity. The coding region runs from base 1 to 2274 and encodes 757 amino acids. Gene Ontology annotation, cellular component: membrane; cytoplasm; intracellular membrane-bounded organelle. Lineage: Eukaryota; Euglenozoa; Kinetoplastea; Trypanosomatida; Trypanosomatidae.
AUGCUCUCACUUGUUGCUGCUGUGAAGACACCCCGCACACACAACCGUCGCCGCGUGACCGCAUCCCGCGGAAGGAAGAGGGAAGGAAGAGAGAGUGAGCCGCAGAGGCCCAACAUGUCCCGGCAUCUCUUUUUUUCUGCUGCGCUGCUCCUCGUCGUGAUGAUGUGCUGCGGUACCUGUGGAGCUGCAUCCGCUGGAGGGAAUAAUGGGAAGAGUGGUUUAAGGAAUUUCCGGAAGCUGCAGAGGGUUGAUUUAUUUGUACCGCAGAAGACGCAGGUGCUGCCGAAAGGCACGACUUCUCCAGAAACGAAGAGGCUUUCAUUUGUUUCACCAUCUCUUGUCAGUGCUGGUGGAGUAAUUGCUGCUUUCGCCGAAGGUCGCGUGUAUGCCGAAUAUCACACGAACGCCCCAAAAGAAGGUGCCCAAUUAAUUAAGUCCUUUCACUCUGAUGUUGUUGCGGGGUACAUCGACUCUGCGUGGAACUGGUCCACUCUUGUUGACAAGGUCAAUCAAAGUAGAUGGAAGACACACGUCGUGCUUACUGCAGCGGAUGGAAAGAAACGUUUUGGUGGUACGCUUAACCCCACAACAAUCGCGAAGGGCGACAAGGUGUUUCUUCUUGCGGAAAGCCCUGGUUUGUCUUCUGUCAAUGAUAGUUUGAUUCGGGACAGCUUGCAUCUGACACUGGUUGUGGGUGCAGUCACGAAUUCUACGGGUGGCGAGCCGAGUGAACGGAUCAGCUGGGACAACCCCAAAUCGCUGUCAGUCCUGAAUACCUCUUCUGCUUCUUACGAAGGUAAAUUUGAGAGGUUUUUUCCUUCUGGUGGCUCAGGUGUUCUGAUGGAGGGUGGCACGCUUGUGUUUCCCGUGAUUGCGUUUGAUGAUGAUAAUGACGAUUACUCCAUGAUCGUUUAUUCGACGGACAGCGGCGCAAACUGGAUGCUUUCGAAUGGAACGUCACCUGCGAAAUGCUUCUACCCCCGCGUCACCGAAUGGGAGGGAUCACUUCUCAUGAUUGUUGAUUGCGAGGAUGGCCAGAGGGUGUACGAGUCGCGUGACAUGGGGACAACGUGGACGGGGACCAUCGGGACACUCCCAGGCGUGUGGACCAAGUCAAAAUCGGCAGUCAUUUUCGAUCUGAGCUUGCACGUGGAUGCCCUCAUCACCGCGACCAUUGAGGAAAAGAAGGUCAUGCUGUACACUCAGAAAGGGUACGCGUCGGGGGGUGAAGCGGAAAGAGCGCUCUAUCUUUGGGUCACGGACAACAACCGUUCUUUUCAUGUUGGACCUGUUGCCAUGGAGGAUGAUGUGAAUUGGCAGCUUGCCAGCACCCUGCUGUACUCGGAUGGCAAUUUGCAUCUUUUACAACGGAGGGGCGAUUAUAAAAGCAGUGUCAUGUCGCUUUCCCGCCUGACGGAGGAACUGGGUACAAUCAGGUCCGUCCUCAGUACUUGGGCAAAAAAGGACGCCUUCUUCUCCAACUUGACCAUACCCACGGCGGGUCUGGUGGCAGUUUUGUCCGAUACGGCCAGCAAUGGCACGUGGAUCGACGAGUACCUUUGCCUGAAUGCGACGGUGACGAAAGGAAGGAAGGCCAAAUAUGGAUUUCAAUUGACGGAGCCUAGCUCCAGGGUAUCAUGGUCCGUGAACACUCGGGGUGAUAGUAUGCGUCAUGUAUCCUUGAGCCACAACUUCACACUUGUGGCGUUGGUGACCAUCGAAGAGACUCCGAGUGGGAACACACCUCUACUGACUGCAACGUUGGGGGACACUAAUUCCAAUCAUACCAUGGGACUGUCGUAUACGGCGGAAAAGACGUGGGGGACGGGGCUCAAAGGCAAGACAACAAAACAGAGCGGCCGUUGGGAGCCGAAGAAGGGAUACCAAGUGGCACUCAUGCUGCAAGGCAAAAAGGCCUCUGUGUACGUUGAUGGUGAGUCGCUGGGGGAGGAAGAAUUACCGUUAAAAGGUGAGAGGCCACUUGAGCUUGUACGCUUUUGUUUUGGCGCGUGCGGUGAGGAUGCCGACCAGAAAACUAAUGUGAAGGUAAAAAAUGUCUUUCUGUACAACCGCCCACUGAAUUCCACUGAGAUAAAUGCACUCAAGGACAAGGCCCACACUUCGAAUGGCCAAGGGGAAUCACUGGCGGGGUGGGCAGCUCUGGAGGGAGCUGCCGCCAGAGAACAUGCGGCUGUGGUGGGCUUGACAUCUGCUGGGAGCGGACUGCUGCCGCUGCUUCUUCUGCUGGGGCUGUGGGGGUUUGCGGCUGCGUGA